CAUCGUGGUCUCUUAAGAGUAUUUGCCUGUCCAUGGAAAGAUAAACUGCUCCGGAGUCGAGGGCAAAUCAGAGUAGUCCUACUAAUUUUGCAACUGCGUUUUAAAUGUUUCGUGCUUUGACGCUGUCUGCAAAUAGAGAUACACAUAUAUGAGGAGAGUCGCCUUUAAUGGUGUUGCGGUUAUUCGCUUGUUCCCCGGAGCGUCGCGGGCAGAGAGUGAGGCAGUCUGCAGACAGUACAGUCCAAGAGCGCAGGGGCGAGGCGAACAGCGGAUGUCCUAGGUCGGCCGAAAAAAAAACUUUUCUGAGCAGGAUAACCAACAGAAAGCGAUCAAAGAAGGCUGUUCUAGGUGCUGGUGAAGGUAGCAUCAGGUGUGUUUCCAUAUAGAACCGAUUGUUUCUUUGGGCUUAGUCGACAGCUACAGACGAAGCCGAUUGAAGAUGGCGUCAGUGAGCGACCCUCGCCAGCAAACGCAGCCGCAGAAGGACGCGGCCGAUCAGAAUUUCGACUACAUGUUUAAACUGCUCAUCAUAGGCAACAGCAGCGUGGGAAAGACCAGCUUCCUCUUCCGAUAUGCAGACGACUCAUUCACCUCCGCCUUCGUCAGCACCGUGGGAAUCGACUUCAAAGUCAAAACUGUGUACCGCAAUGAGAAACGCAUCAAGCUCCAGAUCUGGGACACUGCGGGUCAGGAGAGGUAUCGCACCAUCACCACAGCCUAUUACAGAGGAGCCAUGGGCUUCCUACUUAUGUAUGAUAUAACCAACCAGGAGUCGUUCUACGCUGUCCAGGACUGGGCAACUCAGAUUAAGACAUACUCGUGGGACAAUGCUCAGGUAAUUCUGGUUGGGAAUAAGUGUGAUCUAGAAGAUGACAGACUGGUGGCCACGGAAGAUGGGCAGAGACUAGCUAAUGAGCUAGGGUUCCAGUUCUUUGAGGCAAGCGCUAAAGACAACAUCAACGUCAAGCAGGUGUUUGAGCGGCUCGUCGACGUCAUCUGCGACAAGAUGAACGAGAGUAUGGAUGGAGAGCCUAGCCCGCUGGCAAAUCACAAGGGCCCCAGCCUGCAGGACACGCCCCCUGCUGGGCAGAGUGGCUGCUCAUGCUAAUGAUCGCUCACUCAGUGCGCAUGCAAGCACACACACACACGCAAAUGUGCACACACACACACGCAAGCACACUCCCAUAUAUGACAUACACACAAUCCUAGGCCAAUACACAGCUAUCGUUGACUAAUAUGGCUACAAAGAUAAACAAAGCUAAACAAACAUAAACACACAUACACGCGCGCACACACAAUUUUUGUCACCAUGCUCGGGCAUACACACAUGAGCAUAAACCAGUAUGAAUCUGUGGUAUGAACUGAGUUUCAGUGAGCCCCAUAAUCAAACAUGGAAGGAACGUUUGAUUCCCUUUCUCAUCACUUUCUAGUGACUAUAAAAGCCCGUCCCCUCCCAGACUUCUCCCUGUGCUUCUUGGAGCCGUUCACACUGCAGGACUGGGUGCAUUUAGCCUACUCAGUAGUAGCUGAUUAUUUGAAACAGGAGACAGAAAGCAAGAAGUAGACGGUGGGUUUUAAUGCCAAAACUCCAGGUUAAUGUGGGCUAAAUUUUAACCUGGAUUAGAUUUGUGAGAAUAUCAGGUUAACAUGCCCCAUAGCCUGAAUGUAUGAAUUGAAGGCGUUUUUCUAAGGAUUUAUGAGGGUUUUAUUUUUUGUCUAAAUGAAUUCCCAAUUGAUAUUUCCCACAGGGGUCAGUGAGUCACAGGUCAGCUGUCUGAUUACGCUGUGUGUAAGUUCUGAACAUUCUCCCCCAGUAGGCCGCAGCGCAGUAUGGUUUUGUGUACCUACCUCUAACUCCCAGUUCUGCUUCAUGAUAGACCUCACUUAAGUGUGCUGGAUUUGGCAAAUAACCUCAGGCCGUUCUGUGUGCAGCCUGUAUGUCUUUGUCUAUGGCCAGCAGAUGCCACUUUAGAGCAUUCAUCCAAUCUUGUAAAUUAGUUUUUACCCAAGCAAAAGCUCCCCUACACUGAGACACUCAAACAGCUUUUGAAUAAUAAUACCAGACUUCGCACUAAUGUAUUAACACUGCACCGCUAUACCACACGGCCAUUUUGGUUUGUAUUUUAAAUGAAGUUCACUCACUGGACUUGCUCAUCCCACUGAAUGGUCUUUUUGUUCAGUGUUAUUUUAGCUGUCUCUGGUACCAAAGCAGACUAUGACUACUAGAAAUACCUAUUUCGUCACGUACAGAAAAACUCGAUAUUUUAUUUUUGUCAAAUUCUAUUUCUCAAACGAGAAUAGUUUCACAUUACUUUCACUAAUAUAGCUCAGUGAAGUUGUUUAAGUUUAAAACACAGAGUAUGUUUACAUGCAUUUAAUAAUCCAAUAACUACCUACACUUGUGUAUUCAGAUGACGGGAACACUCUGGGUUUACACACAAGCAGCCAAUAAUCUCACAGAAUGAUGUGAUGUAAACUUCAAACUUCCUGCUGCGGAAAUUUGUAAACAUGGACCUACUUUACCGGCUAAUAUGUGCCUACGUUUAUUUAUGGUUAUUAAUAGUGUGCAAUCCUGCCCUUUAUACAACUUUUUCUAUAUUCUCUAUUGAUGCAAAGAUGGAAAUGAGCAUUUUUUCUUUUCAACAAGUGGGUGCUGUGUUUACUUCUGCUAGGCACUUCCAGGGCAGCGCGACGCUGUCCGGUUACGUUUGUGUGCGUGCGCAGACUGAGGGAUCUGAAAGAAAUCAGAGUAAUAGUAUACAUGUGCUGAGACGUCAGAUUAUUGAACUAAAAUCCAGCUCUUUAUCAGAGUUCUAAUUCUACUCCGAUCUAACAAAUUGGAGUAUGCUGUUUACACAACUACUUGAAUCAUCAGAUAACUGGAGAAAUCUGAUUAUGAUUGGAUUAUUAAAUGCAUGUAAAUGCACUGUUGGACAGUAUCACAGAGAAUGAGUCAUCGGGUCUUAGUUUUUAAAAUAUCUUUUAUCUUAUGAAAGAUGUCAACAAUUGCCACUGUUUUGGCAGAAUAUAUGUUACAUAUGUGGCUUUACCUCAACUGAGGCUUCAUGACCUUACUAACAGUAAAAUGUUCAUACAGAGCCAAGAUUGUUGUCCUGAGCGUUGGGUACCAUUGCGCUGAGAUCUAAAAUCAAAUGCUGUUCUUGUAUGAGAUAUGAUGGUGAGAGUCACUAAAGUAUUGUAUUACCAUCAGAGGAAAUUCUGUAGCUUGGCUACUCAUGAUCAGAAUCAGAGGUUUCUUGGUGACAAGUAUUGUGAAAUAGAUCAUUUCUGUUCAGCCAACAUGUUCGUAAAAGUCUGAAUGGGGUGGCAAACUUGAAAAAGAUCUGCUCAUUCUCUGGCCACUUGUUUCUCUCACUAUAUUGGUUAUUCCAUUUGGUCAAGGGAAACCUUCAAGGGAAGUUAAUUUUUUGGGAAGAUGUAAAGCAGCAAACAAUAUAGUCUAAAAUCGUAAAAUGGUUGUGUUUGUAUUUAUGUUAUAUGCGCAGAAAUAUGUUCUCACCUCUGUGUGUUACAUGUUUUUUGUCACGUCAGUGGUCUCGCUUAGAUCUAUUUACAAUUUACACUGAAUUGAUUGUCAUGUUUCAGGUAAACGUGUAGCGCAAAACCUACAGGUCAAAGAUGUGGGGUACUGGUUCAGACCAUGAAACAUAACUUUCUAAAUAUUCUGUACAUGAUAUAGACCACAUAAUAAAUAAAAGGACACAAACACAGA
Messenger RNA from Electrophorus electricus (electric eel), 3733 nucleotides. RefSeq names its product RAB3D, member RAS oncogene family, a (gene rab3da). The record is from RefSeq and is a predicted model, not a curated record. Gene Ontology annotation, molecular function: GTP binding; GTPase activity. Lineage: Eukaryota; Metazoa; Chordata; Actinopteri; Gymnotiformes; Gymnotidae.